Molecule: messenger RNA, 1461 nt
Organism: Oncorhynchus gorbuscha (pink salmon)
Lineage: Eukaryota; Metazoa; Chordata; Actinopteri; Salmoniformes; Salmonidae
Product: C-type lectin domain family 18 member A-like
Source: RefSeq, a predicted model, not a curated record
AUGGGAGGCCAGAUGGACUGGAGUGAGAAGCUGGUUCUACUUGCCCAGGAGAGGGCGGAGUCUUGCCACACAGACCCCUCUCCUCAGGACCAACAGCUCCGCCACAUUGGCUGGAACACCCAUCACUCAUCCCAUGCCACAACUUCAUUUGCUGAGGUCAUUGACUCAUGGUUCGAGGAAGGGAGGGACUUCAUGUACUUGAGUGGGCAAUGCAGAGAGAAUGCUACCUGCCAACACUACACACAGUUGGUGUGGGCCACCUCCAGUAAUGUGGGCUGUGCCAGACAGUUGUGUCUGAGGGGUGAUGCUCUCUGGGAGCUGUUUGUCUGUGCAUACUCCCCUGGGGGUAACUGGGAGGUGAAUGGGAGGUUGGUGGUGCCCUAUGUGUCUGGUUUCUCCUGUUCUCUCUGCACCUCUUCCAUAUCAGGCUGCUUCAGACUGUGGGACCAUGUGGGAGGACUGUGUGCGACCCCCAGGAACCCAUGUCGUAUGAGCUGUGGGCAGCAUGGUCGUUUGAACAUCUCCUCCUGCCAGUGUCAUUGUGGACCUAGGUUCACCGGACGAUUCUGUCAGGUGCGCUGCAGUGUGAAGUGUGUGCAUGGCCGCUACAAAGAAGAGGAAUGCUCUUGUAAGUGUGAUGUUGGUUAUGGGGGUGCUGAGUGUGCAGAGAAGCAGCAGUUUCCCUUCCACAGCUGUGACGUGAGGAUAGAUGGAGAGUGCUUCAUGGUGUCUCCAGGGGUCAACACCUACUAUGGAGCCAAGACCCGCUGUCAGGAGCGAGGAGGGAUUCUGGCCCAGAUCCACAACCAAAAGGUUCAGGACAUCCUCGUAUUUUCUGACUUUGAGACACGCAACUUCUGGAUCGGGCUGACAUAUAAACCCCUGAAGGACUCUUUCCGCUGGGACUCAGGAGAAAUCCCCACAUACAACAGCUUCGCCUUUGGACAGCCUGACAACCAGGGCUUCGGGAACUGUGUGGAGCUGCAGGCUUCCAGCGCCUUCAAUUGGAACGACCAGCGCUGUAAAACAUGCAACCGAUACAUCUGCCAGUACGACCGAGCGGCCGGCACAUUGCAUUUGGAUGCCAGAUGAACUUUGAUAAGAGUUAAUGAGAAAGUAGCAUUGUGCUGUGAGGACAGAAUGGCCCUGGCUGCUCUUAAGGACCCCCUCACCACAAGAUGGAGAGAAAAGAACUGCCCACUCUACCUACGGUUUCAUCUCAAAAUGGCAUCCCCCGUCCUCAGAAUCUACAGCACCUAACCUGAAUGGGACCUCUAACCACACUCUAUAUAAGAGAAGCCCGCACCUUCUAUGGAGUCAGCAGGAGCAGCGACCACUCCUCUUCCCACUAUGGAGGAGCGAGUCCAACAUCACACGUCCAUCUUCCAUCGCCUAGGAUCAGCGAUGGAUCAGAUGAUGGAGAGGAUGGAUCGUUGGGAGAGGAAUGGUUUCCCUACUACU